AUGUCUGAACUCCAAGAUAAUGUAGAAAAUUCACAAGAAAGGGAUAUACUCCAAAACGCAGGUGAUGUCUUCCAGUCACAAACACAUUUUGCGAAAACCCAAGAUAUCAUCCCAAAAGAUGACACCGUUGAUAAAGCAGAAGCAAUUUAUAAAUCUUUAUUUGAGAAAGAAAACCCAGCUAUUCCAAUUUCAGAGAUUCCGUGCCAAGGGUGUGGUGCAUUAUUGCAUUGCAAAGAUCCCCAUUUACCAGGUUUUAUCUCGAGUGAAGUUUUCGAACAAAAGAGUAAAGGAAGGAAGUUGACUUUUACCCAAUGUGCAAGGUGCCAGCUUAUCAAAGAGUACAAUAUUCUCCAUGACGUAGGGGUACCAGCAGAGCAAUAUGCAAAGAUAAUCAAUGAAUUAAGGGAUAAGCAUGGUUUGAUUGUGCUUGUAAUUGACCUAACUGAUAUCAAAAAUAGUAUUUUCAAAGGACUUGAAAUGGUAGCCACAAAACGACGUCCUUUGUAUAUUAUAGGCACCAAGCUUGACUUACUUAUUAAUGAUGACUUACAUAAACAGUUUGGAGCUUAUUAUCUAAACAGAAUCAAUGAUGCAAUCGUAUCAACCAUCAAAGACUACAAGUUCUCCCAGAAGUUCAAUAUUAAAUACAUUGGCCUUGUUAGUGGAAAAACAGGUUUUGGUAUAGAGGAGCUUAUCAACCAGAUACUCAACAAAUGGCAGAGAAAAGGUGAUAUUUACCUGGCUGGGAGCACAAACUCUGGUAAAUCUACUCUGUUCAAUGCCUUAUUGAGGUCGGAUCUCUGUGCAGUUCUUGCAAAACAAUUUACCAAUGAGGCCACAACAUCUAUGUUUCCAGGUACAACGUUGAACAUGGUCAAGUUUCCAUUAGUUAAUCUCACACCUAAAAUGCUGGCGGAGCGUACAAAGCGUCUCAUACAAGAUAGAAAAUAUCGUGAAAAGGGUCAUAUAGGGGAGACAUUUGUGCCGAAGGACAGGGUUGAAAUGGAGAGUGAUCUUGUUAGUUAUGAAUUCAAUGAAGAUGUUGGAAGCUAUAAGGAGGGUGCAUAUGACAAAGAAAGUGUAAGAGAGACUGAUCAAGGCCCCUACCCUAAGGCUAUGGACACCUAUGGGUACUGGCUGUAUGACACACCAGGCAUCAUUAACCCUCAACAGGUAGUAAACUUACUGAGCCAAGAUGAAUUGCCCAUAUUGUUGAAGUGUGGGAGUUAUCUUCCACGUACCUUUGUGUUGAGACCAGGGGAUGCUCUGUUAGUGUCAGGUCUGGCUAGAAUAGACUAUGUAGAGGGACCAGCUGCAAUAUAUUUCACAGUGUUUUCAAGUCCAAAAUUGCGUUGCUAUGUCAACACACAGUACAAUACUGACAAAUACUACAGGCGCUGCUAUGGACAGCCAUCCCUAAGUCUCCCUAUUGGUGAUCAGGCACACUUAGAUAGGAUACCCUCACUUGUUGGUAGAGAUUUCAAUUUAACUGCAAAAACAUUUAAAGAAAGUGCAGCUGACAUUUGCCUCUCAUCAAUAGGUUGGGUAGCAGUAACUCCAGGUAGAAACAUGAAAGUGAAGUUGCGGGCUUACACACCAGGUGGCACUGGCUGCCAUACAAGGAUGCCAUCUAUGAUGCGUUUUGCUGUCAAUCAGAGAGGCAAGAAAAAAGGACGUGCAUUUGAAGUCAGACGUGACCUAUAUGAGAAAAAUAAAAAAUAAAUGAGACAUUAUUACUUAUAUCAUGAUAUUAGAUUCAACAGGUAAAUGUUUCAGUCCUUUAGUAUAAGACUUAUCAUCUUGCAUGGACAGAAUUUGAUUAUAUUAUCAUCAUGGGCUUUCAACUUCUAAUUGA
Owenia fusiformis is the source of this 1855-nucleotide messenger RNA. Lineage: Eukaryota; Metazoa; Annelida; Polychaeta; Sabellida; Oweniidae. The record is from the annotation of a GenBank genome assembly.